AUGGCAAUAUCAUGGCUUGUCAAAGUUUUAUUGGUGUCGUUGACGACGAAAGGAUAUUUUCCGAAGGGUCGCGGUCAAUUCAACUCUGGUAAGCCGCUGAUCUGUUUCUUACACAGCCGACUUUUUUGGCGUGGAAAAUGUCUGCUCGGAUCAAAAUUCUUAGUAAUUGUCAAAUAUACAUUUCGCAUCAAAUUCAUACAGAGCUCUUUUAUUAACCAGUGUAAAGAGCUAAUUCCUUUCAUAAAUGAAGCAGUUAUUUGUGUUUGCCGGCGCCUUAUAUAUAUUUUGCUGCAUUUCUGAACGCAACCUCAUCUUCGAGUGCUAGAAACGCAUCCUACAAACUCUUCCACCGAUGAUGGCUUAUUUUCAUUUUCAGAUAUAACAUUUUUUAGAGAAAAUUGCACGAAUUUAGGGAUAAUUUUUUAGUUAAGCCUAUGUUUACCUAUAUGUGCGAGUGGGAUGUGAGUUGGAGAAUUUUAAUUGGACAGUUACACAUACUAACUAAUUUGGCUACAAAACUAAGCUUCUUUCGUGGGAGCUUUAAGUUAAAUGCAUCAGAAAUUCAAUUUGUAGCAGAGCAUGAAAAAGAGACAUUAACCGCCUAAAACCACGAAUCCUAUUUACGGUGAAAUAUUUCGAUUGUUUCCAAGGUCAACAGAACACGAAUUUGCACGAAAUGCUUACAAAUAGUGACAAAAGGAACAAUUGGGAAGGAUGACAACCUUUGUUGCUCUUCAGCGCAACUUUUUGUUCAAUUCGUAUCCUAAUUAUAUUUCCAAACAAACUUGGUGAAUUUCCACGGUAUAAAUGGCAUUUAAGAAUGAAUAACAGGGCAUCAGUAACAUUGGCAACCACAGAAUUAUGUAUUUCAAACAUGGUUUGUUUUGUUUGUGAGCUUGGUUUUUUCUGAUGUUGUUAAAUAAUUAAAGAUGAUAUAUCCAGAGAGAGUUCUAGAAUGGACUCCAAUGUAUAUUACAUAAACACUGCACUUUUCAGAAGACAUUAGCAGGCUGAUUUCACCUAAAGUCAUUCUUUUUUUUUUCUGCUUGAACUCAUUUCCUUGUUUAUGCAGAAUAUUUAAAACUUUCAAUUAAAUUUAUGCAGCAUGCUCAAUUAUUCAUAACUUUCAUGGAAUACUUCUAAAAGUCAUUAGGUGACAAGUAUAACUUUUGCGUUAAUCUGGAGCUAAAACAUGUGAAACAAGCUGUAUCUCUCUGGCUAAAUCUGCAAGAAUAAUAAAUUCUUCCUCUAAAUUCAUUAGUAUUCUGAAUAAACAUGGAAAGAAUUUGAUGCAACAUUUAGACUAGGUUUCUCCUAGGCAGGACAUAAUAAAGCUAAGCUAGCAAACAAAGAUGUACACAGCUUCUUUGCCAAUGUCGAAAAUAUAGGUUGAUGCAUUGUUGUUUUAUCUCUAUAGAGGACUUCUUUAGUUUAGAGGAUAAAAAGCACCGACUAAAUAUAAUUCAUAUUACAGAACACUGAGCCUGCAAAGAUGUUUAUGACUCGAUAGUAAAGCUUAACAUUAUUUUCAUUGGUGAUAAAUUUUACUUCAGGGAACUUUUAAUAUCUAGCUUAUCAUUAAAAUUUUAUAUGUACCCAUGGCAACAUCAGUAUUCUCACUGGGUAUUCAUGCUUUUAUUGCUUUUUUUAGCAAAAUAAUACCAGAUAGUUCAAAGUACAAAAUUAAAGGAAAUACAUCCUAUUUUUUAUGAAAGAAACAAAUGAAGCAUACUCAUGAAAACCAGAACAUGAUACAUUGGAAUGUUUGCUUUAAUUAGCUAAGUAGAGUGUUUAGGGUGUUUUAUUCAAACUUGUCAAAAGUCAAUGUGUGCCUUUUAAAUGUUAGGCUUGAAUUGAUUGUCAUUUCAGCUCUCCAGUUAUGCACUUUGUAUUUAUUGAACCAUAGCAUGCAAUUGAUCAAGUUCCUGUACAAUACUAAAACCAAACUCUUUCACAUGCAAAAAGUCUAAGCGCAAGUGCUAGCUUACAAGUUGGAUAGUUGUAGUACAUGUGAUUGUACACAGAUAUAAUUACAUGCCCAACAUGUUUCUAUUGCUUUGUAAUGCAUGCAGCCAUUUUUUUAAAAAGUUUUUACAAGACAAAGUUAUCAGUUACUGAUAACUUUGUCUUGUAAAAACUUUCAAUAUAUAUAAGAGUUAACCACCACUAUACAUUCAUUAGCUUAAGACAAAAACUUAGGUACAGCUUCCAUUAGGUAAGGAUUCCAUCUUCAAGAUUGUGUUUAUAAUAAUUAUAAACACAAUCUUGAAGAUGGAAUCCCUAGUGAACAUUUUGACUGGGCAUUACAGACACUUCCUUUAUUAUCUCUUCCAUUCCCUUGGAGACCAAUAUAUUAUUGAUGAUUUCAAUUAAGAUGGUAAAUUUUAAGUGUGAUGAUGUAGGUGAAAUAUGAUGUUAUUCAGUGAAUGACACAAGCUACACAGGUGAAUGACAGGCUGUGCCUCAAUUCUCAGUAAGAAUUGAGAGAUAUUAAGGGGCUCCUUCUUGGUGUAGAAGCACGCAGGACAUGUCACAAUAGAACACCUUCUCAGAACCCUAUUGUUUUCAUUGUUCUACUUGUUCUUGUGUUUUUUUUUCUCUAUUAUUUUACAUCAACUGAGUGUUCUACACUAAAGGUUAUGUUGAAUUUUAAUGUCCUAUCUAUACUAUGUUUAGAACAUCUGACGGAAAAUGAAAAGUUGAAUCGUGAAGCAAUUACAAAAAUACAUGUCCACCUGGAUGAUGACAGGAAUGGGAAAGUUGACUUGAGUGAAUCAAAUGAGGUGAGUGUUUUGAUUUACCAUCAAAAAAGGUCAAAUCUUUCAGUUUUUCUGUCCCCUUACUCUCAGACUUAAUCCCAAGAUCAUGAGCUUCCAGUGACUAUUUGUAGCUGGAGGGUAAAUUGCAUUAAUUUUACAGCUCUGUUUCUAAAGAAGCAACAUUAUUGCUUGUUCCAUGAAAAAUUUAGGGAGAGAAUUCUAUUCUGUAGUCAUAGAAUUCUGUGAAAUAGCUUUUAAGAAUUCUUCUGUCUCCUAUUAGUGACAAUCACCUAUUUAUCUUAGGUAGUCCCCACCCCCCCAAACAUUCAUCAAAUUUUCUUAAAUGUUUUGUGCUACUCAUUAAUACUCCCAGGUACAAAAAGACAAUGUGAGAGGGAAGUGUCUUCCCCAAGAACCAAAAAACCAUUGAGUACCCAGCCAUUAUUUAAACCCUGUCCUUUUGAUCUGGAGUCCAUGAUAUUGAACAACUGUAGAGUAGGGCUCUGUCUCCCACCCACAUGAAGCUUGGGUCAAGUACUUAACUUUUUCCCUCUGAACCUCUAUGUGUGUGAGUACAAUAUUGGUGUGAGGCAGCUACCUUUCUGCGCUGUUUACUGUUUCUUAUUCUUUCAUGUGAUCUUCACUAAUGAUGCACUUAUCUUGCAUUUCUUAAAUUGAAUUUUUUAGUUUAUGCGUGAUGAACUUCAAGUGACUGAUGAAGAACGGCACUCCCACUUCCAUGGAAAUGAUGAUCACAUCUCUGUGGAUGAACUCUGGCAGAGUUGGGCGCAAAGCGCAGGUCAGAAUCCUUGGACUGACAACUUAUUGAAAGUCUCAGUUUUUUUACCCUUUAACUCCCGGAAUUGAUCAACAUGAAACUUCUCCUUAUAAUAUCCUUUCAUUAUCCAGCAAACAGCUAAUGAGAAUAUUCAAACUUAUCAGGUAGAAGUUGUUGUCUUGAUCUAACACCAAGUUCUUGUAACUAAUUUACCAGGAUAUGUGUAGCAGCUGGUGGGGAGAGUUACCAAUCAGAUCUUGGGAGUUAAAGGGUUAAACAGUAAAAGAUUUGAUCCUAUUAGUAACAAGUGACAGUGACUAUUGUCUAAUCUGAUCAUGAGGUUGAGGGUAGUCCUGAAAAAAUGGAUGGCAUUAACGUGAGCAUAAGUUGUUGUCAGAAUCAUGAGUCUGGUGAUAACAUCCACAUAGAUUCUUGACUGUCACAAAAAAGCAGUCCUUCCUCAAACAAGUGAGGCUCUGUAAUGUUACUAACUCAUUGAUUUCUGCAACAUUAUUAAGUGACAUUAAUGUGUUCAUGUUCAUUAUCCCCUUCAUCAUUAAAAUAAUGUUAGCUUAUAGUCAAUGUUGGGCUUUGUAGUUCACAACUGGACUAACGAAGAAGUCAUUGAAUGGCUCAAAAACUCUGUCCAUCUUCCACAAUAUGCUGAUGUUUUUGUGACUGCAGCUAUCAAUGGAUCAGAUGUACCACGGUAAGCAGGCUACCUCUACAUUAAAACCUUUUUAUCCCUGGAAGAAAAUUAGUCUUGCCCCUUAUGCAGCACAUUGCACUGGUGUGUUUCCCUUGCCUCAACAUUAAGAGUACAGCAUGAAAAUUUUAAAACAUUCAAAAAUGUAAAGAAAAACAUGGAACAUAGUGUGUUUAUUAUUCCUAGAGUUAGGCAAUCAAAUAAGUUUGAAAAAAUUACCUUUCAUCAAGCUGCCUCUCCAUAGCCUCUCAGUCUUAACAUUUUUUCCAUAGCUUUUGGAAUUAAAAAAAUUGCUUCACUCCAAAGUCUCAUGAUUAAUUGUUUCUAGUUUGGCAUUUGUAAUGAAUUUAAUGUAGUUGUUGAUUUUUCAAUACAUUGAGUUGAUGUAUUGUUACUUACCUUUCUCCCGCGUCCGUCAAUGUACACCUCACAGCUACAUGACUUUUAUAUAAUUGAGCAAAGAUUGCAUAUGGAUGUCUACAUCUGAUGCCAAUUAAAUAUGAAUGUUGUUUGAAUUUGUAUUUGGGCAGCUGCCUAAUGUAACAAAAUGUGACAAAUUGUUGCUACAGAAGAACAAAAUUUUAAAAAUUCCUAGAUAGUACAUUCUGAUAAAUGGGUAAUUCAAUAUUUCUUUUAGACUUUAUCUUCUUACUCUAUCAGGGAAGCUAUCUAAUAGGAGCUAGAUUCCUUCUUAGUAUAUAUUGGACAGGUUUGCCCUAGCUGUCUUAAUUGUACUUGAAGAAUCCGUAAUCAGUUAUCAAGGAGAUGAGAUAUUACCAUCUUUACUAACGCUGCAAACUCUUUCCUUGUUUGUGUGAGUCUUCCAGCUUGCUCAAGCAUUUCAGUUAUUUUAAAACUAAAACAAAAGAUUGUCUUUAAGUUAUUGUAGAAGGUGUGACACUAUAAUAGAGAGUGCAUUUGAGGGAUUAAGAGAAAAAGUGAUUUUUUAAAUUGGGCUUUGUAUUUUGAUUAGUAUUUUUCUCAGAGACGUAGUGAUCAUGAUUUGCAACAAAAAGUACUAAAUUGAAAUACGUUUUAUGAAUUAAAUGGUAAUAUAACAAGGAGUUAAAAUUAUGAAAUUUGCUUAGAUUAUAAAGAGGAAGUUUUCAACCCUCUCACUUAUUUUUGUACAAAAAUGCAAUGUUGAAAAAAAGUUGAUGAUUUAAAGAUGAGUUUGUCAUCUGUGAGUAGCAAUACUGAGAGAAAUUGUUCGAAGGUUUUUUUCUUACAGCUUUCUUAAUUUAGUGGCUUCAUCGGAUAAAUUUUAAACUGGUGUGUGCACUUCUGUUGGAAUGUGUACAAUGUUUAUCUAAAAAUGGAGUUGGCUGAGUAUUACUGGUAGGAAUGUGUUAAAAGAUUGCAAGACUAAUGUUGAAAACAGCUGGCAACAGGUGGUUUAAUGAAUCUUUGGCAAUUAGUAAUUCUCAAUACUGUAACUGCUUUAAUUUGGAAUCCUUAAACUAAAAUCCUCAAUUUUGCAAACCUCUAAUUUCUUUUCACUGUUAAUUGCUUGAGUUUCCUUAAGCACAUUAUAAAAUGAAUUAUCACAUUUUUCUUUCCAGAGAAUGCUCCCUUGACUAAGCUUUUGUGAUAAGUAAUUCUUUUCACUACACAUUGAUAUGCAUUUAUUGCAUGAUAAAGGUACACAAGGUGUAGCUAUGUUCCAUAUUUGGGGUAAGUUUGGCUUGGGUUUUAUUAUAAAUUACCUGAAGCUAUCUCGCAUGCAUUUGUGAUGUGCAGGCUGGCUACAGAGGAGAAUGGUCUGCUCCAGAACGAACUGGGAAUAAAAGAUCCAAAACAUCGCAAGAAAAUUGGCUUACGAGCUAUGGAUAUUGUUCUUUUUGGACCUCCACUUGGUAAGAUUGCUUAAAUAUGACCUGAAAGUGCAAAAUAUACUCUCUGUUCUAUGCAAUGUGCUAUCUAAGAAUCUACUGAGUUGUGGUAAGUUUAUUAUGUUCAAGCCUUUUGGAUUGACAAAAUUUUCUCACUGUUAACAGAUGUGUAUCCUUGAAAAAAUUAUUCUUAUUUUUGUAGAAGCCUUCAAAGGCGGUGUAAGGGUGGGGCUUUGUUAAACUUUUCCUAGGAAAGGGUUGUAUCCAAUUCAGUGUUGCUGUUUUUCAGCUUUAAAUCUUGAGCUUUAGUCUUCUAAAGCAGAAAAUUGGCCUUCAUUUCUUUUAUAGAUAAAAUGGUCUAAUUCAACCUUAGGUUGUGAAAUUUCCAGUUUUUUGUCAGUUUGAGGAUGUUGAAGAUUUGGAUUACUGUUCAUUUUUGUUGUGGAAUUGAGCCAAUAUUAAUGUCUUACUGUAUUAUCAGUCUUUGAAAUCUUAGUGGUGGUUCUUUCAAAUUACUGUAGUCAUGAUCUGCAAUUAAUUUUAAAAGAUGUGAUCACAAAGAAAGUCAUUCAAAACAGAUAACAUAAAGAUCCUGUUUUAGUAGAUUUGGUAACCUCUGUCUGACCCACUCCAAAAUAAAGUUACAACCUAACACCUAUUUUGAAAUCAAUAUAAUGUCUUGGUAACAAAUUAUUUUAAUAGCUAACAUAAUUGUUUUAAAUGUUUCAGUCUUAGGACAUAACCUACUGAAGGAUGUUGUUGUAGCAUUCUCUGUGCUGGUUGCAACUUUUGGUUGCUGGAUAGCUAUUUUACAGAAACGCAAAGCAAAAGAACAAAUGGAACGUAUGAUCAAAGACAUGAAGAUACUUCAGCAAGCUGAGGAUGGUCUCCAGGAAUUACAAACUAGGUAAUUUGGCAAUCUGUAAUUCAGUUCUCAUCCAUGUAGACACACUCAUAUGUCUGUUUUACCCCUCACAACCUAACAUAAGUAUUCAUCUUCUCCUUACUGUUCUCCCCAUAUUUCCUAUGGUGCUGACAGGGAGAAUUUGUUGAACAAUCAAGAGCAGCUUUAGUUGGUGAUGAUUUCCUCCUUUGUUGAGAUCUUAAUGUGUGAUUCAAGGGUGAUGUUGUACAUUGUGUAGGGAGAAAUUAGGGAGGUGUAGUCAUUCUUAGGGGUGAAAAGGUUGAAUAAGCAAUGUGUUUAUAGGCAGCAUGCACUGUUUGACAUAUAAAGAAGGUCUAGAUGUUGAUAUGUUAAUAAUUCUGUUGCUUUUGUAUCCAAUCAUGUUGGUUUUUUUUUAUUUCAUAGAUUGGCCAAAGCAGAGGAAGAUCAUCAUUUAGCCAUUACAGAGAAACUUGAUUUAGAGGCAAGGCUAAAUGAAGAGCUGGAAAUGUCAAAGGUGUGUAUUAAACUAAUGUUUCAUUGUACAUAGAGGGUUUUCAUUUGAAAAUGUUACAGUACCAUUAGUGGCAGGGGAAUGGUGUUAAGUAACUGUGGUUUUUAUUGCACAGAAUGAAGCUCAACUUAUGGCUGAAACUCGUACAGGGACAGAGGAACAAAUGCAGAAACUGAAGCUUGCAGAAGAAGAGCUGGUGCAGGUAAAAAUGUUCUGAUCAGAAUUGAAAGAGGCCUUAGAGGCCUUCAAAAGUAGUAGACUAGUAAAAUAACAAGUAACUUUAAAAUGUUAGAACAACUUGGUAGAGGAUCAGCAUUGGUGUUACUAGUUUUUUUUUGCUCUGCUAUCCAAUUCUUAUUUUCAGUAGUUUUUUUUUUAUUUGUUAGGCCAUAUAGAAUGGGGAGUGGAAUCAUUUGUUGAGAUUUUGAAUAUGGGAUUUAUUGAAGUGGGUAACUAUACAACAAUUCAGAGGAGAAGUAAAUUACUGGUAGUCAAAGUUCACACCAAUAAAAAAAUAAGAAAAUCUUCUACAAAUUUCCAUCCUAAUUGCAUUUUUGAUGAGUUGUUAAAUUCACGCAUCUCUUUUUUUUUCAAUUAUCUGAAUUAAGGUUCGCCGUGCUUUGAGGAAAGCUGAGAAAGAACUGGAGUAUCAGUCAUGGAAGGCACCAGCUGUUCUGAAACAAUGGCUACAGAUGACUUUUGACAAGGAAACUAAACACUUCCAGCAGAAAAGAACUGUUGCUCUUAAACAAAUGAAGGAAGCAAAAGAGGCGGUAAGAUUUGAACUCUUGAAUGAGUUACUAUGGAGGUCUGUGAAAGGGGAAUUGUGCUCAGAUUUAUUACACUGACAGAGUAGCCAUUUAUCAAUUUUUUUUUCCAAAAAUUCUGACUUUCAGUAAAGUUGAUAUUUUUAAUCAGAUGUGAUAACUUUGGUUCUGCUCCUUAAGAGCAUCUGGGUUUUGGAUUGUUGUCAAAUCAAUGACAUCAUCAAUAAAGUGUGAAAACCACAAACAUUAUUUUAUUGAGUUAAGUGUCUUUGUUUUGUUCAACCUAGUGUGAGAGAAUAAAGAAGAAACGUAAUAGCUUGAUGGGAUCCCUGCGUCUAGCUCAUGACCUAACCAUUGAUGAAGUUGAUCAAAAGAUUCUUGGUGCUAGGUUAGUUUUGUUUUUCAUAAUUGUGUGAAGAAUAUGUAAUUUUCAGUUUCAGAAAUGAUAUGCACAUGCACUCAAAACAUUUUGUCACUCCAAGGGAAGGGAGGGAUUGCAAAAUUCAAAUUUAUGAUUUAACCCUUUCACUCCCACAAGUGACCAAGACAGAAUUUCUCCUUACAAUAUCAAUACAAUAUCAAGCAGGCAGGUGAUAAGAAUAGAGAAGAAAAUCAAUUAUGGGAUUAUUAGUUGAUCCAGUACCAAAUUCUCUGAACUAACAUCAUAAGAAUUGUCUGGCAGAUAGUAAGGAGAAUUACUAAUUAGAUCUUGGGAGUGAAAGGGUUAAGGGUAAGUUUGAGGCAAAGCUGAAAUGUCAUGAAGGGUGGUGGAUCAAAGUGGAAUGGAUGCUUCCACCUACAUAGUGGGUACAGUUUUUCUUACCUAAUUGGAAAUUGAAUUUAACUGUUCUAAGUACUACUAACAAAUUUUGCAGUCCAACUUGAGAGGAUCAUUUCUUUGCUAGAUACUUACUACUGUUUGUGAUGUCCAAGACUUUUUCAAUUUUUUUAUGCCUGGCAUAAUUAUCAUUUGGAAUAUUUAUUUCCUCACUCAUUUGAUUAAUUUAUCAAUUUGAUAUGUAUUUACUAAUAUUUAAUCAAUAUGAUUACUUAUUUAUAUAUUAGAUCAGCACUUGCAGAAGUUACAAAUGAGCUUGAGGAGAGGCAGCACAGAUGGUCACAAAUAGAAUCACUGUGUGGAUUUCAGAUCAUGUCACAGACAUCCUUUGGUAUAGGGAAAGGAAGUGGCAGUCAAACCAACUCAGGUUCAGCCAUAGCAGAAGCUCUUGUUAAUGUGGCCAAUGUGGCAGGGGUCAGCUCUGGUAGAAAGAUCUCCUCUAGUGCUAGUCCUUGGAAAGCACCGUCUGUUCCUGAGACAGGAGGUAGCAAAGAAGAUCUCCCACCAACAUACUCUGCUGUGACAGCUAAUGUUGGCAUGCAUGAUGUGCAGAAAGAAUCCUCUUAUGAUAAAGCCAACUUGACUGGCCAAGAAAGUGAUUCUGGAGGUAAUAGAAAAGAUGUAACAAGGCAUGCUGAAAAGGAUGUUGUGCAAAUGAGAGAAAAGGCAACUUUUGGUACAAGUAAAAGCCAUCCAAGUCUUCAUCUUGGAGCACAAGCCUUGAUAAAUGGUGUAACAGAAUCUGAAGUUUCAGCCAAGUCUUUGGAACAGUUGUCAGCAUCUUGUGAGAAAUUAGAGCAAGAUGAACCAGUUUUGAAUGGCUUGCCUGACUCACCAACUGGAAAAUCUAAAAAGAGACUGAGCUGGUUUGGAAAGAGGCAAGACUCCACUACUGAAAGUGAAUCAUCAGUAGCUGAAAAUGAUGACGAAACAAAGAGAAAAGUAAGGUGGCUAUGGAGAUCAGCAGUUCGGAAGUCCAAGUCACAGAGAAACCCAACAAGCAAAUCAGAUGAUAGUACAACUAUGGCUACGUCAGUGGAAAAGUUAAAAUCAGGGUGAAACAUGACAGGUCUCCCUCAUCUGGUCAGGUACCUGGUAUGUUCUGGCAAGCUCUAGUUUGGCAGUGAUCAGUUCCAAACACAGUUUAGUUUAUUUGAAACAACUGUGUUUUGUCUGUCAUCCAUGACAGAACAGGAGUGUUACAGCUGCUCCUUUCCAGCUUUGUUAUGAGCUAUUAGCUUUGGCAUUGUGGUUGUGGUAAUAUGAGAUAGAAGUGAUGUAGCAUUCAAGAAAAAAAAAUGCAGAGGAAAGAAACUGGUUUCUUGAGUUCAGUCGCAUUAUUUUUUUUUUCCCUUUUCAGGGAAGAGGCUUAUUAUACCUAGCAUGUGUAAAGGUUAAAAAAUAAAUUUUUAGAUUGGUGUGGUGUCUAUAAUAACAUUUGUAUAAUAAUGUUUGGAGAAUAAGACAUCAAAUUUAUUAGAAAGGAUAAUAGCUGCAAAUUACAGGCAGUCAAUUUGAUUUUUACGUUGUACAAAUUUGUACAUGAACAAAAAGGCAUUUUAGUUGAAAGAAAAAGAGAUUUAUUGCAUAGUUUUGGUCCAUAUAUUUCCUUUGGUCAAAUAACUUUUACUCUGGCUAACUGGGGACAAGGUGUAAAUAUUUUGCUGGUUCACAAUCUUGAACAUGUUACAAUAUGUUGGAUAUGGUUUUUUUCAUUGGAUAAAAUUUUCAACAAAAUGAUUUAUCAUGUUUGGUAUCUCAUGUUCAGAAUCGAACCACAAACAAAUCAAAUUUUUUAACCAUAGUAGAUAAUUAAAAGAUAGAGUCUAUGAAUGAAAAUUUGCUCUAGAGGAAAUUGCUUUUCACUUAAGUUGGUUGCUAAAUGAUUCUCAUCAAAAACUUUUUCCUAUGUUCCAUUGUAAGACUGACUGACAGAAAACUUGGCAGAUUCAUAGACAGACAAUCACAUUGGUGACUGACUGACUGAUCAACCAACAGGCAGAUAAACUGGCUGACUCACACACUGAUUGUGUGACUCACAAAUGUAUGAAAUGUAUUUCCUUCAGAUGUUGCUCUACUUAUUACAUUGGAGAGAUUGAAGAUCAUAGUUUUUAAUUCAUUUCUGAAAUCCAUAACCAAUGAGUGCAGUUUAUUUUGAAAUUGUUGAUCACAUCUUAAAAGAAGCAAACUAUUGUUUGGUUUUCUGAACAUAAUUUCAUUUCAAAGUCAAGUGUUUUUUUAGGUUUUUCUUUUUACCUUACUUAACAGAAAUUCCCCUUGACAUUGAGGCAGUGAAAGGAAUAUCUGCAAUGAGUGAAUAAACUGAAAUAGUAUUAGCAGUUAGAAAUUACAACCACUGAAUCAGCAAAUGUGCUGUUUCUUCUUAUCUCUGAACCAGAAUUAGGAAAUCUCUAUAUCGCGGAGUAUCAACAUAGGCCCCUUUGGCUGAAAACUUCUUUUUUUUUUUUAAUCCAAAAAAAUUACAUUGUAGUUGUUAUGCAAAGACAUAACCCUCCCCUCAUUGUGCUGAGUCAGUGUUUGUUGAAUAUAAUUAAUACGUCAUAAUGGUGCUUUUAGUCAUUUCAUAGUUUAUGGUGGAGUGAUGCAUGUAGUAUAUUUUUUCAUGGAAGGGGUUAGUCUUUGUUAGAUCUUUUGGUAGUCAAAUCUACCACUGACUAUGUGUUGGCUUUCUACUUCUGACCAAGUAGCCUGAAAAGUUUGCAUUGUGAAUAGUUCUCAAAAAGAUCUUACAUUAUAAGAUGUUGCAACAUUUAGGUUAUUCAAAUGAAAAUGUUGCAUCAGUGAAAGAGUAUUAAAAGGUAAAUUAGUAUUAUUGACUGAGUUGAUAAUGUAAAUUGGCAACCAUAAAGAGUUUCAAAGCUUACAUUCCAAGUGAAAACCCUUCAUCAGAGUGAAUUUUCUUUGACAAAGGGCUAAUGCUUGAAACAAUAGCUUUAAAACCCUUUACCGUGGCCAAUCAACAUUAUCAACCCAGUUGUUAAUACCAAAUUACAGAGUAGAAUUGGCCUUGACAAAUUAAGGAAAACAUGCUGUUUAGGAUACUCUGUUUAUUUAUAGACUAUAUUUCAUUAUAUUGAACAUAUAACUUUCUUAGUUUGCAUGUUUUUUAAAUUUGUCAGCAGUUAGUUCUACCCCAUUCAGCUCCUUUGCCACAUUUAAUUCUUGGAUAGCUUUCAGUUGAUAUCUAAUUACUAGUGAGGUUUCACAUAAGUUUUGUGAAUUAUUGCACACGAGUUGUGGCAUCACAGCAAGUGACAAUCUUAAAAAUGGAAGUGAGUAGCACUUUGAUUGGUAUCUUUCCAGUCUAUUCUUUCUCUUAACCCUUUAACUCCAAAGAUCUCAUUGGUAUUUCUCCUUACUGUUUGCCAUACAGUUCUUGUGAUGUUAGUUUGGAGAAUUUGGUAUUGGAUCAACUAAUAACCCCCUAGUUAAGAUUUUUCUUUAUUCUCAUCACUUGUCUGCCCAAUAUUAUAUUGAUAUUGUAAGGAGAAAUUCUGACUUGGUCACUCAUGGGA
Pocillopora meandrina is the source of this 12613-nucleotide messenger RNA. The record is from the annotation of a GenBank genome assembly. NCBI's taxonomy places the organism in Eukaryota, Metazoa, Cnidaria, Anthozoa, Scleractinia, Pocilloporidae.